AUGCGGCCCAGCAGCGGUGGCGGGUCGGUGCAGCGGGGGCUGGCACUGGCCAAACUGAAGCAGGAUGUGCUGCGGCGGCAGCAGCAGCUGCGCUCAAGCUAUCAGCCCCUGGCAGCAACACAGCAGCAGCAGGAGCAGCAGCAGGAGCAGCAGCAGCAGGAGCAGGAGGAGGAGCAGGAGCAGGAGCAGGAGCAGGAGCAGACAGGUCAAAAUGGGGAGGAGGAGCGGCAGCAGCAGCAGCGGCGGCGGCAGCAGCAGCAGCGAGCAGCAGGGCUCAUGCAGCCCUGCCCGCAGUCAGCAGCUUCUGUCACGCCGCGCCGUCAAGCAUGGCCCGCAGCGGUGCAAGCGGAGCCAGCACCCGAGGGACCGCCGCCCGCCGCCGGCCCGGCGCCAAGCGAGCAGCAGGCACAAGAGCAGCAGGGAGGCGAGGCGGGGCGCCAGCCCAAGGCGUUCCUGAAGCGCCGCACCAAGACCGUCGUGGGCAGCCGGGUUGACUGGUCAAACGUGCAGUCGCGCACUACCUGCCGUCUUGACGACACCUUCAUCCCCAUCAAGCCGUCCGCUGGGCGGCGCAGCAGCUGCGGUGGAAGCGGCGGCGGCGGCGGCCGCGAUUGCGGCGGCGACCGCAGCGGGAGCGGUACGACAGCUCAGGGCCGGCAAAUGCAAGGCACCGGCCGGCAGCAUGCAUGGCGCGCCUCUGGGCUGGGCUACGCUGUUGAUUACCACGGCACGAGUCCCUACGGACACCACCAGGUGCACAGCGGCAGCGGCGGGACGCCCCGUGCGGUUGGUGGCGGCGGCGCCCCCACGGGCCCAAGUGGCGCGACGCCCCGCGGCAGCCACAGCGGUGGCGGCCCGUUCGGCCCUGGCGGAGGGACGCCUCGUGGCAGCCGUGGUGCUUCGGCGCCGGCGCGCUCGCAGUUCAGCGCGGCCACCGCGGCCUUAGCUGCCGCAGCCACGCCGCCGGCCCCGCCGCGCAGCUCCGGAGGCGGCGGCGGCGGGAGCAGGGGCGCGCCCGCCCGCGUCGCGGCCCCUGGCGGCAGCGGCGGCGGCGGGGACGUGGGCGCGCAGCUGCCGCCGCGGGAGUCCCCGCUUGAUGACAUCCUCAGCCACGUGUCGUCCCUGCUGCAUGACUUUGACAGGAUGUUUGCCGGCGGCAGUGGGUCCGGGACCUGCGGUGGGCCUGGCGUGCGGCCGUGA
Molecule: messenger RNA, 1200 nt
Organism: Monoraphidium neglectum
Lineage: Eukaryota; Viridiplantae; Chlorophyta; Chlorophyceae; Sphaeropleales; Selenastraceae
Exons: 1
Coding region: 1-1200 (399 amino acids)
Source: RefSeq, a predicted model, not a curated record